Molecule: messenger RNA, 602 nt
Organism: Triticum dicoccoides
Lineage: Eukaryota; Viridiplantae; Streptophyta; Magnoliopsida; Poales; Poaceae
Product: plasma membrane ATPase 4-like
Exons: 2
Coding region: 68-538 (156 amino acids)
Source: RefSeq, a predicted model, not a curated record
GCACUGGUGUAAAAAACACUCUUAUAUUGUGGGACGGAGUACUUGCUUAGGCAAACCCCAGCGGACAAUGUACACUAGCAGUUUCAUCGCUGGAGACUGUCAACAAAAGAGAGACAAUUUAACUGAGCAAAACCAGUUGAAAGAAGAUCCCCCUCCCCUCCCCUUCACCGUCGUCACCUACAUCCCGCUCGACAUCCUCAAGUUCAUCAUCCGCUACGCCCUCAGCGGCAGGGCAUGGAACAACAUCAACAACAAGACGGCCUUCACCAACAAGAAUGACUACGGCAAGCUGGAGAGGAAGGCGCAGUGGGCGACGGCACAGAGGACGCUGCACGGCCUCAACCAGGGCAGUAGCAACUCGGAAAUGUUCACCGACAAUAACGGCUACCGCGAGCUCUCGGAGAUCGCCGAGCAGUCCGCCAAGCGGGCGGAGGUGGCCAGGCUCAGGGAACUGCACACGCUCAAGGGCCACGUCGAGUCGGUCGUCAAGCUCAAGGGGCUCGACAUCGAGACAAUAAACCAGAGCUACACGGUAUGAUCGUCGACGAACCUCCUCCUCCUCGUCGGCGAUAGGCAGGGCAGCGAUAUCUACACCUCUAAGU